Molecule: messenger RNA, 1422 nt
Organism: Mixia osmundae IAM 14324
Lineage: Eukaryota; Fungi; Basidiomycota; Mixiomycetes; Mixiales; Mixiaceae
Exons: 2
Coding region: 1-1422 (473 amino acids)
Biological process (GO): negative regulation of gluconeogenesis; protein catabolic process in the vacuole; protein targeting to vacuole
Cellular component (GO): GID complex; extrinsic component of membrane
Source: RefSeq, a predicted model, not a curated record
AUGGCCGGGUCACGCGACCUCCAAGAGGCUCUCGAUGCGGAUAAUGACCUUGCCCUGAAGCUCGACUCGAGCUGCUCUAUUGACACUGCUCGUCACGCUCCGGCUGAGCCAAGCAUGCACCGACCGUGCCGCAGAUUCGCAGACCCGAGCCUGGCUCUGACGGCGGGGAAGAUCUAUCGCCCGCUAUCACAUACCGGCCCACUCACUCAGACGUCACGUGGCCCAUUGCAUGCAGGAGCAAUGUGGAAGGGUACCCAACGUUCCGGCAGAGCAUGUUAUGACGUCCAGAUCACAUUUCUGGACACCGAGCUGGAGAGAGGCUACGCUGCGGGUCUGCUCAAGAUCAAAGGUCUCACGCCUGCUCUGGCCGAACUGACGACAUUCUUCGAGGCCGAGAUCAUUGGCACGACGCAUGGCUUCAUCACUGGCAAGUGGAGUGCAUCGGAAGCUGAAGACCUGAAACACUGGUCUCGCUUUCCUGCUUUCCGCACUCAUCUCGCAAGAUCGAAGAACGCUGCCAAGCCAGAGCUCACCUACUCUUCCUUCGACCGCCCGCAGCUGUUCAUGCGUUUCAAGGAGCGCUUUCCCGUCAGCGAAUGCGAGACAAAGUACGAUGACCACGAUCUCUCUGGCGCCUCUUUUGAGGGCUUCUACUACGUCUGCAUGGACUUGAGCAGACCCAUAGUGGCGCCAGCCUUAUCUCGAUCGAUGAGCAAUACCUCUGCGCCUCGAUCGCCGCCUACAAGGCCGGGCCCUCUGGAUGUGCGCGCACUCGACGUGCAGCCUCGUGCAGACGCUGAAACACUGGCUCGAUCGGCGCCCGCUCAUAUCAGUCCCAUCGCGCACACCAUGGCGAGCUCGGUUCGAGCGAACAGUCAAACGAGACCGACCGUGCGGCGCAGGCGAUCUUCGGUCACGACGGAUUCAUAUGCUGCUGUUGUGCGGGGCUUGGUCUCGCCCAGUAUCGCCAAUGUCGAGCUCGAAGAAGAGGAGGUCGUACCGGAGUGCGAGCAAGAUCGCAAAGCAGACGAGUCGUGUUCUUCGCCUGCUCAGUUGCGCACGCAAGCCAGUGAGCCACCAGCGACCGGUCUCGGCCUUACCGGUGUGUCUUCACCUCAAGAAAUCCCACCUUCUCCUCGUAGCCGGCGAACCAGUCAGCCUCGUACGCUCAGCGCAGAUAGAGCCCGUCCGCUUUCGUUCGGUCCGAUCAGUCCUUCGCCUCUGACAGGUUACGAAGGCAUAUGGUCUCAUGCCAGAAUGACGGGUUUCUACCAUCACUCGAGUAGCGAACCUUACCAGGAACUCGAUCUUCGCUAUUGCGGCGAUCGAGCGAUGCAAGAAGAGCAAGAGAAGCAGAUGGUGCUCGCAACGCCCAUGAGAGCGUGUAAUCGAAUGGGCAGCUCUGCUUUCCAAGUACUUUGA